Molecule: messenger RNA, 1744 nt
Organism: Thlaspi arvense
Lineage: Eukaryota; Viridiplantae; Streptophyta; Magnoliopsida; Brassicales; Brassicaceae
Source: the annotation of a GenBank genome assembly
CGUCCAUCCAAACCGUAUAUGUAUAACAUUAACCUUUAUAACACUUUUAUUUCCAAACAAAGCCAAAAAAAAAGCUCAAGAUAAAAAAAAAAAAAAAAAAAGAAGAGAGGAUGACAUCGUAUUCAAUCGUGUCAGAGUUUGAAGGGACAAUACUGGAGAACGCAGAUUCGUUCUCUUACUUCAUGCUCGUGGCUUUCGAAGCUUCUGGUUUCAUCCGUUUCACCAUCCUGUUGUCUCUCUGGCCCAUCAUCGCACUCCUUGACGUUUUCAGCUACAAAAAUGUCGCUCUCAAGCUCAUGAUCUUUGUAGCGACGGCUGGAGUCCGUGAAUCGAAGAUGGAGCUGGUGGCUAGAGCCGUCCUGCCAAAGUUCUACAUGGAUGACAUAAGCAUGGACACUUGGAGGGUUUUCAGUUCGUGCAAGAAGAGGGUUGUAGUGACGAGAAUGCCUCGAGUUAUGGUGGCGAGGUUCGCCAAGGAGCAUCUUGGAGCCGAUGAAGUCAUCGGUUCAGAGCUGAUCGUGAACGCGUUCGGUUUUGUCACUGGUUUAAUACGUGAAACCGACAUCGAUCAAUCCAUUUUGAACCGUGUCGCUGACUUGUUUGUUGAUCAGAGGCCUCAUCUAGGUCUUGGAAGGCCGGCUUCGACGGAUUCCACAACUUUCUUAUUGUUAUGUGAGGAGCAAAUUCAUGAACCAAUUCACAGGAACAACCGUGACCAACAACUUCAGCUGCAGCCUCCCAAGCCAGUGAUCUUCCAUUAUGCACGCUUCGUGAAGCGACCAACACCAGCCACGGCUCUACUCAUUCUCAUCUGGAUCCCAUUUGGAAUCAUUCUCGCUUUAAUCCGAAUGUUUUUUAUCUGCACUCUCCCAUUAUGGGCCAUACCAUACAACAUUGGCUGCUUUCGAGUCAUCUUGAAGGGCAAGCCUUCUACUGGAAAUUCUGGUGGCCUACUCUAUGUAUGUAAUCAUAGAACUACGCUUGACACUGUUCUUAUAUCUUAUGCUCUCAGACGCAGCAUCCCGGUCAUUGCAAAAAAUAUGUCACCGUUAUAUGAUCUUCUGACUCCAAUCCCCAUAGUCCGGUUUACAAGAAUCCGUGAGGUUGAUGCUGAAAUGAUGAAGCAAGCCCUCUCCAAAGGAGACCUAGUGCUCUGUCCCGAAGGAACCACUUGCUUUCAACCCUUCGUGCUCAGGUUUAGCGCAAUGUUCGCGGAGUUAACAGACAGGAUCGUGCCCGUGGCGAUUAACUGUAAGCUUGGAUUCUUCCAAACCCCUACAAGAAGCUGGGAUGGUCUGGACAUGAUCUUCUUAUUGAUGAACCCGACACUCGUUUUCGAGGUUACGUUCCUGGACCAGCUCCCCUUGGAGGCCACGUGUUCAUCUGGGAGAAGCGCAUAUGAUGUGGCGAACCAUGUUCAAAGAAUCUUGGCGGAUACAUUAGGUUUCCAGUGCACUAAGUACGGCAGAUCCGAUAAGUACAAGACUACAUACUAAGUGAUGGCUCACGUUAUAAGGCAUAUAUAUAAAAUCUAUAAAACUUAAACUACUUGAUAGAAAACGUGUACUGAUUUUACUAGUUAUACUAGGUAAUUAUACGCGUCAUGGGUAAGUAUAUGAAUUUUAUCAAAGGUUUGUAGUUAACAUAGGAAGAUUGUUACUUUGUUAUUCGAUUUGAUUUUGAUAUUUUUUUUUUUUUGGUAUUGAAAUAUGAAAUAUGAAAUUAAUUAAUAAGUAAAAAAAAU